UUUCUUAUUCCAAUGCAUUGGCUGUAGAGUUACUGGGCGGACUCAGUUGGGUCUGAAGAUUGUAAAGGAUUUUCAUGCAUUAGUCAAUUAUAAUUUAUUUUUAGAAAGAGGCUAGGACUUUAUUUUCUCAGAAUGUUGACAACUGACAUACUCAUACUACAGUGUUCACUUAAUUUCACACUAUAACUAACAGGAAAACACACCCACCUAUCACACUGUAGCUCUGUUUGUUAAAAUAGAUAACUUUGCCAGUAAACUGUGAGAGGUUAGAUUGCUUUGUCACUGAUAAUGCUGCACUUAUGGAUUUCUUUUAUGUUUGCACUUAUUAUGAUAUCUGGUACAAAUGGCGAAGGCUGGACAGUUGACCUCAGAGAACAUAAUGAUGUAGUCUUUGGUUCAGAUGUUGUCAUCCCAUGUAACUUUACCUAUCCAUCUGAGCACCACUCAAAUGAUGUGAAAGUUUUCUGGAAGAAGAAUGAAAACAAAAAUAAAGGGGGAGAUCAUAAUCCAUUUAUUUUUCACCCAGAUUCUUCUCAAAUUAUUGAAAAGUACAGAGGAAGGACUUCACUGGUUGGUAAGAAACAUCUUAGGGACUGCUCUCUUAAGAUUAAGAACGUACAACAGGAUGAAUCCAAACUCUAUGUGAGAGUCAUGCUGCAAAAACCAUACAGUUUCUACAAAAAGUCUGUUUCUAUUAAAGUAAAUGCAUUUACAACAAGAAGACCAGUGACCAUUGCUCCAGUAGAAGUAACAGAAGUGAAACUCAUAACUACACCUCUUGCCACAAGCAGGACAACCACCAUUUAUCCAAACGAAACACUCACACACUUGGCUACAACACAAUCUCCAGUCUCCUCAUUUCCACUUGUCAUAGCUGUUGUAGUUCCCAUUGCCUCAAUGAUCUUUGUGGCGAUAGUUUCUUUGAUAGUUUUUCUCAUCUACAGAAAAUGUUGCAGGUCACAGUCUUUAAGCAGAACUACAUCUGGAUAUUACGCAAACUUUAGCCGAAGCUCUGCGAAUCGGACCAAAGGGGAAUUGUCUGGUUUGACCAAAAACACCCCUCAAGAUCCAGGAGAGAAAGUUAUUGAUGAUGAACCUGUGUAUGGCAACAUACAGCCUCUGUCACACCAGCCUGACACUUCCGCCGACAUGGAUGAAAGUAUAUAUGCUAAUGUUUAACAAAACUAAAGUAUCUACUCAAGCUUUAAAAUGUUAAAAUGUGUGUAAAAUUACAACAAUGCACUGAUUUUUGCUUUACCCUUGUGGAUUUGAUAGUUAUAUUUUGAAAUAUUAUUGCAUAUAGUUUGUUGUAGACUUAAGACUAAAGGGUGUAGUAGGCCUAUGAAUUCAAAAUGAAAUGCUACAACUACACCCUAUAUUUUUAGUAAUGAACAACAGUGCAGCAGUAACAGUCAGUAUAAAAAUGCACAAAGAUUGUGCUGAGUUAGAAUUUAUAUGAACCACACAUAUCACACAACUUUUUCAGUUCUGCCACAAAAAGCUGAUCUGCUGAAAUACUGAACUUUGUAUAAAUGCUUUGUCAGUAAAUAUCUUUAACGACACUCUGUUUGAACUAUAUCCUUGUAUUGUGUAAGAGAAGAGUCUCAUUUUACAUAAAUACAGUUUUGUCUAAGAAUGGGUAUGUAUCAUAUCAGUUCUUGUGUGUCUAGUAUCAUGAUAAUACAUGUGAAGUGUCUAUUGUGGUCACUUGUUUCUGAAUGAGCCUUUUGACUAUAUGGCAUGACUAAGGCCAACAGACACUGAAAUCCAGCAAAAGAUAAAUAAAUCAUAUUUUCUGUAGUAAUCGUAAACUUGUUUAAACUACUUGAUUUUGUUGCAUAUACACUUCACUCUGCACUUUAUUAUGUAUUAAGCUGUUUUCCUCACUGUGUGAUCAAUAAAGUUCUUUUUGAUUUCCCUGA
Messenger RNA from Boleophthalmus pectinirostris (great blue-spotted mudskipper), 1922 nucleotides. RefSeq lists its product as uncharacterized. Bases 289 to 1179 code for a protein of 296 amino acids. NCBI's taxonomy places the organism in Eukaryota, Metazoa, Chordata, Actinopteri, Gobiiformes, Gobiidae. The record is from RefSeq and is a predicted model, not a curated record. The transcript has 8 exons.